CGCGCAGUCUCUGAAAAUUCGUAACACAAUUCAGAAGUUUUCUUACAUAAUCUAAGAAACAAAGCCGUUAAACAAAAUAGAAAGGAAAUAAAAAUAAAAUAUUUAAAAAUGUCGGACUCAAAACGUGUAAGCCAAAAGUCACGUUCUAGUACUCCAACUGCCCACUAUCAGGCCUACGGAGGCGAUGCGUUCGUGCAACAUUUUGAGAAGCGAGGCGCACGCGAAAUUAUUAUAAUGGAUUCGAUAGGCAAGCCAAUCCGUUCCACAGUUAGCCAGAGGCGGACAUAUAAUUAUGCCUCGCUCCUAAAGCCAUUGGCCACAAUGGCACGCAAUGUGGUAAGGGACUUGGAUCCGGCUAACGAUGUGACCUUUAUGCGUUUACGCUCCGAAACACAUGAGGUGCACAUGUCCCUCAACACGGAGUUCAUAGUGGUCGCCAUACAGAAACUGAAACGAAAAGCUAAAUAGUUAUAUGCACAACUAAAAAAGGACAGGUGUGGGUGUGUGUGUGUUCAUGGGGUAACUGUUAAAUAUGCGAAACAUAUAUCAUAGCAAAUCCUUAAUAUAGGGCCUAUUGGAUUACAUAAUAAAACUUGGAAAAAUUUGAAAGCAAUUGAAAAUUCAUGAA
Messenger RNA from Drosophila montana, 628 nucleotides. Its product is annotated as dynein light chain roadblock-type 1. The transcript has 2 exons. Gene Ontology annotation, cellular component: cytoplasmic dynein complex; cytoplasm; centrosome. NCBI's taxonomy places the organism in Eukaryota, Metazoa, Arthropoda, Insecta, Diptera, Drosophilidae. Gene Ontology annotation, biological process: microtubule-based movement. The record is from RefSeq and is a predicted model, not a curated record. Bases 109 to 468 code for a protein of 119 amino acids. Gene Ontology annotation, molecular function: dynein intermediate chain binding.